CCUCAAUUCAUUCAGUUUCUUUCCCUUCUCUUUCUUCACCUUCACACUCACCCUUCUCCAAGAGCUGCUACUCUGCCCCUUUUUGACAACCAAACUGUAGCAACUCCAUUCCAAUGUCACUCCUCAACAUGAUGCCCGAAGAACGCAUAGACUCAUGGCGCCAACGCGUUCCAAGCCGUAUCGAUCGCGAAGAUCCCUUCGAAGGAGACCACUUCGACGAACGUCCCCCCACACGCCUCGUAACACCCCCCCCCCCCUUUUUCGAGUAUCCUCCUCAACGCUAACCAUAUAUCAUCAGACUUUUCGAGAUGUUUCUCCCCCCGAAGUUCGACCUUCUACGCGCCUGGGCUUCUUCCGCGCUGCAACUCCGCUGUUUGGGCGUAGUUCAACACCCUCUUCUACCCGUCCUGAUUCAAGCAUGAUGCAGAGACGUGCUGAGGGGAAGCGAAGGAGUUUGCUGAGUUUGCUUAGUCGCAAGAGGAAGAGAAAGGAGCCAGAGGAGAUCCCUCGGGAUCCUGUCCGUUUGAACUUUUUGUUUGUUGGGAGUAAAGCCGCUGGACAGACAUCUUUGCUAUUUCGAUCUCGCUAUGGGUACUUUCCUGAUUCAAAUGCUUUUUCUCGUCCUCUGUAUGAGACCUACGUCAACGAUCGUAUCUACCACAACCAGCCUCUGACCUAUAUCGAAUGGGACGCUGUGUUUCUCUGUUUCGACAUCUCGGAUAAGAUAUCCAUGUACACAAUCAUCCAAUGGUGGCAUCACGCUUCGAAUCAGGGCUUCACCAAAUCUGCGAGUUUUGAACCAUUGCUGUACCUCAUCGGUUUGAAGAAGGAUUUGCGUGAUCAGUGCUUUUUGGAAGAUCAUCGAACUGGCUCUGCGUUCUCGUCUUCUGGGCUGUUGGCUUAUCCGACUUGCUGUAUCUGUUCAUCAGAGGCAAACUGGCAAGCAUCUCGAAUUGGAGCACACAAAUACAUCGAAUGCUCGGCUGCGACUGGUGAAGGGAUGAAGGAGGUCAUCGAUGACUCUGGUAGAGAGGCGAUGAGAAGACUUGUUGGAGGGCAAGUGCCUGAGGAUGAGGUUGUUCCCAAGAAGAAACGCCGUUUCUUCUGA
Molecule: messenger RNA, 1108 nt
Organism: Fusarium redolens
Lineage: Eukaryota; Fungi; Ascomycota; Sordariomycetes; Hypocreales; Nectriaceae
Product: P-loop containing nucleoside triphosphate hydrolase protein
Exons: 6
Coding region: 155-1108 (317 amino acids)
Biological process (GO): small GTPase-mediated signal transduction
Molecular function (GO): GTPase activity; GTP binding
Source: RefSeq, a predicted model, not a curated record